Molecule: messenger RNA, 668 nt
Organism: Acanthoscelides obtectus
Lineage: Eukaryota; Metazoa; Arthropoda; Insecta; Coleoptera; Chrysomelidae
Source: the annotation of a GenBank genome assembly
UAACAUUAAUUGCCAAAAAAGAUCAAAAACGAAAAUCUAGAAACGUCGACUGUUUUUUCGUACGGCUUGGAUUAGUCAUAGCAUAAUAGGCCCCAUACACCUGCGAACAAAUUGCGCAAACGGAUGUUGCACAAAAAGUGGUUGUACAAACAAGGUGAUCCACACACUAUGCAAUUUACUAUGCAAUUUUAUGCAAACUUCAGUUGUGAGUUGUACUCAUGCACCUCAACAUGCCGUCUAAUGACGCAGCCUGUCUAGCUAUAAUAAUUGCUGCAGCCUGUGAUGUUGGCGUUAAUAAAAGAAAACGGAAGCAGAGAGUUUGGAUGAAAGAGUGGUUAAAGAAAAGAUCUCUUUUUAGUCACGCAAAUCUCCUUAAAGAACUUCAAGUGAGUUCACCUUUAGAUUAUAAAAAUUAUUUACGAAUGAAUUCCACUACUUUCGGCGAAUUAUUGGCUCUGGUAACACCAUAUAUACAAAAAAAAGACACAAUAUUGAGAGAGGCGAUAUCUCCCAAGCAGAGAUUGUUUGCUACUCUAAGAUAUCUUGCAUCUGGACUAACAUUUGAGGGUUUAAAAUUUGAAACUGCGAUUGCUGCUCAAACCCUUGGACAUAUUAUCAUCGAGACCUGUGAAGCAAUCAUAAAGGUUUUGAAGAAAUAUUUAAAGUGA